Malurus melanocephalus (red-backed fairy wren) is the source of this 6856-nucleotide messenger RNA. It is a transcript of the gene SLC45A4, whose product is annotated as solute carrier family 45 member 4. Gene Ontology annotation, molecular function: sucrose:proton symporter activity. Gene Ontology annotation, cellular component: membrane. Gene Ontology annotation, biological process: transmembrane transport. The transcript has 8 exons. Bases 563 to 2926 code for a protein of 787 amino acids. The record is from RefSeq and is a predicted model, not a curated record. Lineage: Eukaryota; Metazoa; Chordata; Aves; Passeriformes; Maluridae.
UGCCGGUUCCCGAGGACCCGGUAUAAAGCGGCCGCCGCUGCCCGGUGCUGCCGCGCUCGCGCCGCCGUCAGUGACCUCGUCCCUUCCCUCCUUCCCUCCCUCAUCCCCCCCGCCCUCCCCGGCGCUGCCGCCUCCCCCCUCCGCCGCACGGAGCAGGUCCCGGGUGCUGGGGGAGACCCGGGGGCAGAUUAAUCAGCCACUCGAUGGGGAUUAACAGUGGAGCACCUCUUUGUGUCGCCUUUCCACCUCUCUGUAGCACGAAUAACAACUUCAGCACUUCUUCAAUAAUAAUUAUGAAACUGGUAUUAACUGAAUGGCAAUUAUGGAUUUUUAACUCUAACUCACAGUAAACCAGCAAGCCAUAUGUUGAAAUCCCUACCAAAUAGCUUUUCAUUCUUAAUGUCUCGUAUCUGUACAAGAAGUUGCAAGAUACCAGUUUGUACAAGAGGAAUAUAAGCAUUACUUGCCUGAGGAACAGAAGCUGAAAGAGAAGACACCCUAACUUGUUCUUGGAGUUAUGGUAGUAUUAUUUAUAYAAAUAUAACAAAAUAUAUAUAUUUUUAUGGUAAUGAAAAUGGCUCCUCAGAAUGCUGACUCGGAAUCUAUGCAAGUUCAAGAUCUACCUGUGGCACAGCUGCAGAAACCAGAAAACAAGGAGAAUGAAAGUAGGGAGGAGACCAUUAGUGAAGGAUCCAUAGACCGGAUACCGAUACGCCUGUGGGUGAUGCAUGGUGCAGUUAUGUUUGGCAGGGAGUUCUGUUAUGCCAUGGAGACAGCUUUGGUAACACCUGUAUUGUUACAAAUUGGUCUUCCUGAACAAUACUACAGCCUCACUUGGUUCCUCAGCCCCAUCCUGGGCUUGAUCUUCACUCCGCUCAUAGGUUCGGCCAGUGACCGCUGCACGCUGAGCUGGGGCCGCCGGCGGCCCUUCAUCCUUGCUCUCUGCAUYGGUGUCCUCUUUGGAGUUGCACUUUUCCUUAAUGGCUCUGUGAUAGGUCUGGCUAUUGGUGAUGUCCCAGACAAGCAGCCCAUUGGAAUAGUUCUCACGGUGCUYGGGGUUGUGGUGUUGGAUUUCUGCGCCGAUGCAACCGAAGGGCCAAUUCGGGCCUACCUGUUGGAUGUGGUGGACAGUGAAGAACAAGACAUGGCCCUGAACAUCCACGCAUUUUCAGCUGGUCUUGGAGGAGCAAUUGGUUAUAUGUUAGGAGGGCUGGACUGGACACAGACCUUCUUGGGUAGCAUUUUUAAAUCUCAAGAGCAAGUCCUUUUCUUCUUUGCAGCCAUUAUUUUCUCUGUCUCCGUUGCUCUCCACCUUUUUAGCAUUGAAGAAGAGCAAUAUAACCCUCAGCAGGACAGGAUUGAUGACGAAGGAGACACACUUUCCAGUGCCAAAUUCAGUGGCAGUCUCCCCCCUCUGAAUCGACUGAAUGUAAUUAGUGAGGAAGAGCCCUAUGGAGCUUCCAUGUUCCAUGAUGAGGUUCAGUCAGAGAAUGACCUCAGUAUGGAGUUCCUUGAGGUGAACAUACAGAGAAGCAAGAGUGACUCAGUUCUACACAUGCCAGAUGCCACAYUGGAAAUUGAAUCGGAGCUGCUUUUCCUGCAUGACAUCGAGCCCUCCAUUUUUCAGGAUGCUUCAUAUCCAAACACUCCCCACAACACGAGCCAGGAGAUCAUGAAGUCCAAACUCAACCACCUGUCCGCUUUCCUCAGGGAAAAUGAGAAGGAGGAGGACAUGUUGCUUGAUAAUCGUUUAAAUGAAGAUAAAGUCCCAAACAUCAACGGCUCCCUACCAAAAGAGUUCCUCAACGGACACGCCAGAAUAGGCAUGAAGCAAUCCAGCACUUCCAACUCCAUGCGGAGGCGGAGGCACAUGUUCUACCGGCAGCCAUCGUACACCUUCUCGUACUACGGCAAGAUYGGCUCGCACCGCUACCGCUUCCGCCGGGCCAACGCCAUCGUCCUGAUCAAAUCCUCGCGCAGCAUGAACGACAUCUAYGACAUGCAGAAACGACAACGGCAGCGCUGCAGGCACCGCAACCAGAGCGGCACCACCAACUCCAGCGGGGACACGGAGAGCGAAGAGGGCGAGACCGAAACCACCGUCAGACUCUUGUGGUUGUCCAUGCUAAAGAUGCCCAAGGAGCUGCUGAGGUUGUGUGUCUGUCACCUCCUGACUUGGUUUUCCAUCAUUGCUGAAGCUGUGUUCUAUACGGAUUUCAUGGGACAAGUCAUCUUCCAGGGCGAUCCAAAGGCCCCUUCAAACUCGACUGAGCUGCACGCCUACAAUGCUGGAGUUCAGAUGGGAUGCUGGGGGCUGGUGAUUUAUGCUGCUACUGCUGCCGUUUGUUCAGCCUUGUUGCAGAAAUACUUGGACAACUACGACCUUAGCAUAAAAGUGAUCUACAUCCUGGGCACGUUGGGUUUUUCCCUUGGCACUGCAGUGAUGGCCAUGUUCCCYAACGUGUACGUCACCAUGAUAAUGAUCAGCACGAUGGGAAUAGUCUCUAUGAGCAUCUCCUACUGCCCCUACGCACUUUUGGGACAAUACCAUGAGAUUAAACAGUACAUUCACCACAGCCCUGGGAACUCGAAGCGGGGAUUCGGCAUCGACUGCGCCAUCCUGUCGUGUCAGGUUUACAUCUCCCAGAUCCUCGUGGCCUCCGCGCUCGGCGGCGUGGUGGACCUGGUGGGCACGGUCAGAGUCAUCCCCAUGGUGGCUUCGGUCGGAUCCUUCCUGGGUUUUUUGACAGCGACUUUCUUGGUGAUUUACCCCGAAGUCAACGAAGAGCCAAAGGAAGAGCAGAAGGGACUGGGUCCUCCAGAGACGGCCGAGGGCAGCGGUGCAGGCAUGGAGAAGCCGACGGUGCUGAAGCUGACGCGCAAAGGAGCCGCGGCGGCGGAGCCGGAGGGCGAAUCAGCCGUGUGAGGCCGCUGCUGCUCGUUCACCCACAUUCCAAGGAGUGCAGGUGCAGGAUCAAGAACUUUUGUUGCGGGGUUUUAUUUUCCAGGAAAGCAAAUUAGGACCUUCACUACUUGUAGCUAAAAUUUGCAGAAGAAAAGGCAGUUUCAUGCAAAAAUGUAAAUUAAAUUCUGUAGUCCUUCCUCUAGGUUUGAGCAGGUCGCUCUGAUGCUAAUUGCUUUCUCUACAACUUAGAAACGUCAUUUCUGAACACUUUUUUAUUAAAAAUACAUUUAGAUUUCAAGUAAGUUUUAUUAAUCUGCAUGAGACUCACAGUGUAUACAAUUAGCAGUUAGAAAAAUUAAGUUUUCGGCUGUUUUUAAACUAAUGGAAAAUGGAAGCUAUCUUGACCUAUAGUCUCUUGCCAUUUUUUUGUCUGAACAUUUCAGAUUUCAUUAGCGGAAUAACUGAAUCAAAUGCUUAGACAUUGAUUUUUUUUUUCAUGAGCAUGAUAUUACUGGUCUGACAGCUACGUUAAUUUAGACUUCAUGUUUUUGUUAGUGCAAUUACUACAGAAUCCUUUUAUUUGCAAUUAUUUUCAAGAAAAAAAAAAGCAAUUACUGCGGUUUCUAAGAAACUGCCAUGAAUUCUUUUAGUCAUACUAUUCACAACCACUCCCAGAUCUGCUGCUCGCCAGGAGAGGGUGACACUGGGUGCUGGAUGCAGAUGGAAGGAGCAGCAGCUGGGAGAGGUGACCAGCACUCACAGGUUUUUUUAUCACAAGUGCUGCAUCUUAUGAAUGUCGUUGGAAUACGCUGUGACAAUUUUUAGCUGAGAGUUUCACAUGCUGGUGAACUCGGGGGUUUUCUUGGCAUUUAAACCUGAUCAUCUCUGGAUGAAGCUGCUGUGGAGAAAGGGCAUCUCUGGGGUCAGCUUCGUGGGAGGGGGUAUGCAGAUUCUCUUCCGUAGGGAAAGGAAGUCAUUGAUUAAUUGCACUUUUUAUGAUCCUUUAACCUCCUGGCUGGGAACGCAGCAGCCGAGGUAAAGGCACGGGGUCAGUACAACAAGGAGAACCCAAGGCCUACCUCUGUCACUUUAUGGCAUAGUCUGGGUGUAUAAAAAUCCGUGUCAGAUACAGUUUUUAGGCCUUAAAAUUCAAAUGUUGCUGUUCCAGUCCCUGUGUUGGAGGAACUGUAGGCUGGAGCUCUUCCGAGCUGCCAUACCAAUGUUGUCAACACAUCCUCCAUGUCCCCUUUUGUGAUUCAGGACACAGCUGCAGUGCAAAKAUAUUUUUCUGGAAAGAGCUUGAAAGAGUUGUGCUAACUUGAUUUAAAAUAGCUUUGGAUUAUUAUCCAGCAGCCAUUUGAAGCAACUUUUGAAACCAAACUCCCGUUUGUCAUUUGUAAGUAGUGUUUGUGAUGCUGUUGAAUCRUUUUGGCUUGGGCCCCCCAGGCUGCUGUCGAUCCGUGUGCUGGACAGGCAAACACAGCGCUGUGUGAGAUUCCUGCUGCCUCAAACUCCUCCUCCUCCUCCAAGACUUGCAAAUGCCUGUGUCAAUCAUGCUGCAAUCCAGGCAUUCAGACAAAGAAGCUAUAUUUCAAAAUGAAAAGUAGUUUUUAAUUAAUUACUUGAAUCCUCAAUGUAUUUGAAAAAUGGAUGUUUGGAUGUAUUUGAAGGUGGCAUUCGUGGGUUCCAUGAAGGUUUCCAGUCAAUGCCUGUGGCCUCUGCAGUCAAGGGUGACGAUGUUUUUAGGCUGGUGACAUCACAGAGCACUGAAGUACAUGUAAUCACACAGGACUUAGGGGUUGUAUUUGUUUUUCCAAGUGUCUUGAGGAAGGGUUUUUUUUUCUUUGGUGAAUAUUUUUUUAUUUAGAACAUGUACUGUGAACUGUGUUCAGCCAGGGGAGUGAUACUACUGAAGAGUGUGAGACCGUACUGAAGAAGGYAGUUGUGAGAAAUUCUUUAACUGAAAUUCUGCCAUGAAUUUAUACAUCUCAGUUACAUUAAAUGUGAUGUUCUAGUGUAAGAUUCUAGUGAUGUUCACGUGUAAGAGACAAGUGUUGUGUUUCACCCUAGAACUGGCAUUCAUGUAAGUUACAUGCUGAGUUACACAUUUUAAAGUGGCUUUAAUAUUUUAGUUCGAAGCUCUUUGAAGAUUCUGCUUUUGGUUAAAUAACUGUCAAGUACUCCUUAUUUUAAUCUCUACUGCUGGAAAGACUCUUCAACAGUUUAAAAACCUGCAUCUUCUGACCAGUGCCAGCCUCACUCUUUUCCCAAGGGUUCCAUGGACCAGCAUGGAUCAAAUCUUCAUUACUCCACAUUGGACUUUCUAAGCCAAAUUCUCUUUCACUGCACCAUCGUACUGACCAAGUAACUGCAGACAGGGAGGAGAGGCUGAAACUCCCUCUGACUUCAUACCCUACAGAGAGAACUUGAAACCAUUUUGGGGGUGAGCUCACCCAUGUUUAUGGAGCUUUCUCAGCCAGGCAAAGGCAAGGAGGGAGGAAGGACCUUUCAUUUCAAACCCAGAGACUUCAAGUAAAGGCAAGGCAGGGCCAGUUUUGUCACAGACAGCAUUUGGCAUGGCCUCAUUUCUAAGAAUUGGAUGUUAAAAUCCGUGUUUGGAGUUGUUUAUGGGGCUCAUAACGCAGGAAUACGUGCACUGCCAUGGCAGGAAGCUGAUUUCACUCCCUGGUAAAGGCAAAGGAAAUAAUUAUUCAUUGUAAACGCGCUGAAGCAUUUGUAGUGUUGCCAGAAGAAUUAACUUGGGGAGCCCCAGCCAAAGCAUCCCCUGUCCCUGGGCCAGCCUGGGAAACCCCUGCACUGGCUUCACCCGCUGAGGUCUCCCGAGGGUUUUUCCUUGGAUGUGAGAGUUUCCUUUCUAGCCCCAGCACUUCUCAAGGUAGACUKGGUGAUGAUUUCUUUCUUCAUCUGCCCCUUACCUUAUCUUCUGAUACAAUCUUUUUUUUUUUUUUUGCCACGAUUAAAGACAGAGUAGUACAGUUUCAUGUGUUUAUUGCAGAGCUUGUGGAAAGACAAGUUUGAAGUUGCUUUUUUUUUUGUUAUUCCUGGUGACAAGCAGCAUCUUUUUUUUUUGUUUGCAUUACUGUUUAGUUAAACUCAUCCCAUUGAACCAUCAGUGCAGUAGGACCAAGGUUUAGUGGUUCAGUGCUCUGUUGUUCAAUACUAUAAACAAUUUUAACCUGUUCUGCUGUACUGCUGGUGCUCAGACCCUCGAGGGCUGUGGUCAAUCAGCUGCACAUGUCAAGAUGUUUCAUGUGAGAGCACAGAAGCUUUAAUUUCAGCCCUGGGAAGGGUAGAGCUUGGGUUUGGCCCUGUUGGGUUGAUUCAAGGAGUCCAGUGAGAUUGAUGUGCUGUUGAUGGAUGGCAAUUUCAGAYUCCAGAAGCAAUAAUUUCUUAGGAAUGUUUCUCUUCCUGCUGUUUCGAUAACUUUCAUAGAGACUUAUUGCUUGAACAGCUUUUUAAUAAUCUGAAUCUGGUGGUUUGCUGGCACUGGCUGUGAGCAGUUGUGCAAAGAUAGGGAUUGUUCAUCAUCAGGAGAGAGGAAGCCAGUAAGUCCAGUGGAGGUUUGUGCUCCUUGAAACACACAAUAUCCAUCUCUCCUUUCACAUGGAGCCUUUUUCUAGGCUCUGAAAUAUUCCCAACACAUCAGUCUGAAAAGGAGGUUGCUGCAAAUUUGCCCUCCUGGUUUUCUUGCUGAUGCCAGUGCUGGCACUCAGACCCCAGGAUGGAACAGGCUGUGUGAGGUUUUCCUCAGAGGCAAGGACUGAGUCUUUCUUAUCCCACCCCUACCUGAUCUGAGCCCUCCAGCACUUGGAAUGACAGCAGCAACAACGGUGCUUUUUGCCAGGUACCUCACUGAAACCUCAUUUCCAUCGUUAGGAACACAUCCCCUGCCCUCAGUCCAGGGUGAGUUUGGCUUUCUCCAGCAUCCAC